Messenger RNA from Gadus macrocephalus (Pacific cod), 2526 nucleotides. RefSeq names its product olfactory receptor 2A12-like. Gene Ontology annotation, biological process: G protein-coupled receptor signaling pathway. The record is from RefSeq and is a predicted model, not a curated record. Gene Ontology annotation, cellular component: membrane. The transcript has a single exon. The coding region runs from base 1448 to 2395 and encodes 315 amino acids. Lineage: Eukaryota; Metazoa; Chordata; Actinopteri; Gadiformes; Gadidae. Gene Ontology annotation, molecular function: G protein-coupled receptor activity; olfactory receptor activity.
AUAUAGCAUAAACAUAGAGGUUAGGAGUAGUUGGUUAAGGUUAGGGUUUACUAACCAUAUUAAAUGUAUACAUUAAAAUCCUAGUUCAUGAACACCAUUAACCAUUAACUCAACACCAUGAGUAAAUGGUAGACCAUUAGUUAACUGUUUAUUAAGUAUGUUAAUGCUGUGUUUAUUGGUAAUAAAUGGUUAAUUAAUGUACCCUUAUUGUAAAGAGAAACCAAAGAAAAUGGAGCUGAGAUUUCGGUAAAAUAUAUUUAAAUAUUUUGUUUCUCACAUAAAACGGCUGCAGAAUAACACGUAGGCUGUGUCUCAAUUCAGGGGACGCAUCCUUCACAGGACGCAGUCUAUGAAGGUGUGGCCUCUUCGUAGACCGCGAAGGCCGAACUGAAUGCCGAACAAGCGUUGUUAAAUGAGAGGUUCGGGCCUACGGAGCAUUUCCAGUUUGCGUAACAAGUCUUUAACGCCCUUUCACUUGCAUGAUGACGUACCUUUGAAAUGGGACAGAGUAGCCGCGCCGCUGUGACACAAUCGGUCUUCAAAUGCAGCCUUUGAAGGAUGCGGCCCCUGAAUUGAGACACAGCCCCAAUGACCUGACCUGCCGAGUGGCCUAUUAAGUGAAACCAAAUUUAUUUUAUUUUUUUACGUGGUAAUGUCAACAUGUCCUUUAGUCAAUUUUACUAAAAUAAGACUUUAAUCAAGAGAAAACAGGAAUAAAAUCCUAUGUUUUUGCCUGUCUCUGCCAAACAGUUUGUUCCAUUAUUUUCUCAACCCACUAGGAUAUAUUUUUAUGAUGACUUUUUUUAAGCUUCUUGGACACUUAUAGGAUAACACCAAGGUGUGUGUGUUUGUGUGUGUGUAUGGAUGUGUGAAGCUCCAUAUGAAUCCUUGCAAUAAAAUGCAUAUGGGUGUUUUUGGACUACCUUUUCAAACCUAUUCUGUCGUUUGGGUUGGCGGAUAGGCUGUGAAGUUUAUGUAAACAGAAUCUGAAGUAGUAAAAACGACAGUGAUACAAACAUUCUAAAAACGUAAGAUUUUGAGAGGACAACAUAGCCAAUGAGAGCUAAUUCACUCCUAGCUGAGGUGUUGAUGUGUCCCUGAGCAAGACACUUAACCCUAACUGCUCCUGACGAGCUGGCUGUCGCCUUGCAUGGUUGACUCUGCCGUCGGUGUGUCAAUGUGUGUAUUAACCGAUGUAAGGUGCUUUGGAUAAAAGCGUCUGCUAAAUGACCUAAUUGUAAUUGUAAUUCUGGGCCCCUGAGGCCCCUCUCCUGUGCACAUGUCGGCCCCUGAGGCUGUAUCUGAUGAUGAUGACAAUGUACCGUCAGAGUGAGCCAUAAAACUGCUUGCCCCACACAUUACCCUGGAGAGAAAGAGGCGUAGAGAUUGAAAAACAUAAAAAGAAAGGAGCUGGUCAAGCUCUCUAACAUCACUUGGACAUCAAACAAUGGAGUCUAACAUGACUAUUGUGACACCAGCAUACUUCAUUAUCAGUGGCUUUUCAGGCAUCCCUCAUAUUAACUACUACUAUUUAUUUUUACUGGUGCUGUACAUCAUGUCAGUGGUGGAAAACGGGGUAGUGAUGGCCUUGAUAUGCUUAGACCAGAGUCUCAAGACUCCAAAGUAUAUUGCUGUGUUCAACUUGGCGUUUGUAGAUGUGCUCGGCAACUCUGCCCUGGUGCCCAAGGUUAUCGACACGUUCUGGUUCGACCACAAGUAUAUCAUGUACAGCAACUGCUUAACCUAUUUGUUUUUUUAUUACGUGAACCUCCUCAUGCAGUCUCUUAAUCUGGCUUUACUCUCCUUUGACAGGCUAAUAGCGAUCACCUUUCCAUUACGUUAUCAGAUAAUUUUGAGCCUGAAGACCAUGUUCUCACUGGUGGCCGCUUGCUGGAUCGUCUGCAUCCUUGACAUCUUAAUAGUUGUAGGGUUUCUAACACGGCUGUCAUACUGCAGGUCUAUUGUUAUCAAUAGCUAUUUCUGUGACUAUGGGCUGCUCUUUCUACUUGCCUGCAAUGACAAUCUGCCUAGUAAUAUACUAUCCAAAGUGAUACCAUCUCUUUUUAUUUGGGCUCCAUUGUUCUUUAUCUUGAUAUCUUACAUGUGCAUUGGUGCAGCUUUGGCUAAAAUAGCUGGAGGACAGGAUAGGAUGAAGGCUUUUAAAACAUGCAGUGCUCAUAUAAUGUUGGUGGCUAUUUAUUACUUACCUAUUCUAGUCACUUUUAAUGUUGCUGCUAAAAUGCCUCGUAAUGCUAGGAUUAUUAGUCUUUCUCUUGCAGCUGUCCUACCUCCAGCGUUGAACCCACUGAUAUAUGUUCUACAGACUCAGGAAAUCAAACUGUCUCUUAAAAAGGUGUACGCAAGAAUAAAGCAAUCAAAAAUUGCCGUGAAAUAGAAUAUCAAUGUGAAGUGUCAUUUAAGAUAUUGUUUUGUAGCAUACAUUCUUUGAUCAAUUCAUUGUUAAAUGUUUGGAAUGUGUAAUUUUGUAAAUGUGAUCAAAUCAAUCCUUCAUAUAGGUAUUUUAAU